Messenger RNA from Schistosoma turkestanicum, 3961 nucleotides. NCBI's taxonomy places the organism in Eukaryota, Metazoa, Platyhelminthes, Trematoda, Strigeidida, Schistosomatidae. The record is from the annotation of a GenBank genome assembly.
UCUGUAAAUUAUAACAAUCAUAAUCAGUGCACCCAUGAAAUUCAAUGUUUAAUUUCUUUUCAAAAUAUCAAUGUUCAAUCUUAUCAACGCAUAAACCAAUGAAGAUGAGAUACUUCAUUCAAGCCAAUAUCUAAUUCAUAUUCGCAUCGACAUCUAUCAAUAAUUCUUCAUCAUGACACCUAAAAUAACUCAGAACAGCAUCAAUGCAACUUUACCGACUGAAUAUCAAAUCAAUAAACAUAUCAAUCUGCCGGCAUUAAUUGCUUCAGGUAAAUUUUACAUUGAUGAGUUCGGUUACCUGGUUACAUCGAAUGGUACACGUUAUCGUAUACCGUCUGGUCCACCGGAAGGUCGUAAACCGUUACGACUUGAUAAAUUAUCGAUCAGUACGAAUCAAUUAUCCACACUGACAUUACAUCCUUCCAUAAAUUCCACGAAUAAAUCUCAUGAAACCAUUCAUAUUGAACUACAAGAUACAAAUCGUUUGAUGAAUACAAAUCAAGAACUAAAACCUACCGAACAUCAGUAUAAUAAUCAUAAUUCUAAUAAGACUAUUUUACAAUCAGCAUUCGUCCGACCUUACAUCGAGUCAACGAAACUAUCAUCCACUCUACCAACCAUCGGCAUGAAUCAUACAUCCUCUUUGAAUAUCAUCAAUCCUAAUAUUGUUCGUUCAGAUACAUUGUAUACCAUUGAUUGGAAUAUUAUUCUCAUAACAUUGAUUGUUAGUUCUAUUUCAUUGAUGUGUAAUAUGAUUUUGAUCAUUUUUCUUUCAUGGCGAUUACAUCAUCAUGAGAAAUGCACUAAUCCAUAUAAACAGUUGUAUAUUUCCAAUUAUCCUAAUGUCAAUGAGAAAUAUAUGGAGAUGAUAGGUAAAGAAAAAGUUAACAAAUGUAAUCAUUUGACUGAAAAUCAUUUCACAGCUUGUCAGUGUACUUUGUCUAAUUUAAGUACAGUUGUCAAUUGUCCAUGUGUAUGUAAACCAAUGAAAAUGAUGAAUACAGACAGUACUACUAACAAUUGUACUAGUAGUAUGAUCGAUUGCAACACGAAAAAUCUCACACAUACAUGUUGUUUUAUAAAUAAUGAUUGUAAAGAAUUACAUCCUCAUAUAUAUGACAAUCAUAAACGAAGACACAGUCGAACACUACAUUCAUUUCCUUGCAGUAAUAAUAGUGAUAAUAAUAAUUAUACGUACAAAUCAUCAUCACCUCAUCAUUCACAGCAUCAUUUAUUACUGUGCACUCGUCAUCCACGCACAGAUAUCGAUUCAUCAGAUGAAAGUCAUUGGAAAAUGAAUCCAUGCAAUGAAAUAACCAGUGAAUCUAGCGAUGAAGAUGACAAGUAUGCACGGAAUUCCAAUGUUUUGCAUACAUCAUUGAGAAAUUCAAAACAUUGGCAACAUAAAUGUGUUGUACAUCGACAAGCGAAUUCAAAUCAAUCCACACCGUAUAAUUAUCUACAUGAUACUUCAAUAAAUCAAACAUCUGGAAUGAAUAAAUGUUUCAAUUGUACAAUGAUUGAGCCCAAUAAUGAAGAAGAUUAUAUAUGUGAUUCAAAAUGUUUAGUUAUCAAAAAUUCUAUUUUGACAUUACGUCAAAAUGUUUACAUUUGUUAUACAUUAGCAAUACAUUUAGGUAUUCUUGGUGUGAUAUUAUCAUGUUUACAAAUUUUAGCUAUAUGUAUUGCAUUAAUUCAUCGAAGUGUACAACUACAAUCAGUUAAAACACAAAUGACAAAUUAUAUUUCUCUUACUACUGAAUUUCUAUGUCUCAUUUCAAAUUCACUAACAUCGGAUGCAAUAUUAUGUGCACGAUUAUAUUUAAUGACUGUAUUUAUAUGUAUUGUAUUGAUAACACUGUAUAUAAAAUUUAUAUUGAAUAUAAUAACAACCACAUUACAUGUUCAAUUGCCAAAAUUUUCUUUGUAUAAAAAUUUUUUAAUGAAAUAUGAACAACAAUUCCCAUCCACUGAUCGCCAUCACCAUCAUCAUCAUCAUCAUCAACAACGUCGAUUUGGUCAACAUUAUCAACAAAAUUUUGCAUAUAUCGCUUUAAUGCAUUCAAUUCCAUGGGCAUUAGCAGCUGGCACUGCACUUUUGAUUGUUUUCACAUUGCAAACAAACACUCAUCAAAAUUCAAUAAUGACUAAUUCAAUGUUCAAUAAAAGUCGAUCAAUAUCAUCAAUGGAACAAUCAAUGAAAUCUACUGUGAAUAUAUUAUUCAACGGAUUGAAUUCAUUGUUAACUUGUUCCAUGAAAAAAACAACUUCCGUGACAAGAGCAACACUAUCACCAUUGCCAAUAACAAUGACAUCUAGUCAAUAUGUGAAGUCACAUUCAACGGAUCAUCAUGAUAUCAUAACGAUCCAUUCAUCAUUGUCUUCUUGGUUAUCAUCAUUUUUACUGUUAUUGAUUCCAUUAAUUAUACAAAUAAUCAUUAUUAUACUAUUUACAAUAUUAUUGUUUGCAAUUACAUAUUAUACAAAUUGUAAAACUUUCACCAUACAUCAAUUGAAAACAACACUCAAAUCAUUUUUUAUUAUAUUUUUUAUACUACUCAUAGAAAUAAUCAGCCUAUGUACACCAAUUGUAUAUAAUGUAAUGAGUUCAUAUUAUUCAGAAUAUAAUAAACGAUGGAUUUUAACCAGUCGAAUGAUUAUGUUACAUUUUUCCAUUGAUCCAAUAUUAAUUAUGUGUAUAUUACAAAAAUACUUUAAUAUUCAUGAAAUAAUGCGGUAUUUUGACAAAUUUCAAUUAUCCUAUAAGAAAGCAAUUGAGAAUCCAAAAUAUUGUUUUCAUGAUCAACCAAUCAAACAUUGUGAUUCAUUAGAGUUUAUCAAUAAUCAUGAAAUGAAAGUGGUUGAAAAUGAAAAACUUCAUUUUAGUAAUGAUAAUAAUAAUAAUAAUAAUAUUGGUAAAAUGAUUUCAACCAUGUCAUCAUCAACGCCAAUUCGUCUAUUCAGUUGUUUCCCGCUUAAUCCGAAUUCGUUAUCCGUUAAUAAUGAUAAUCAUAAUCAUAAUAGCCUGAUUGAUAAACAUCGGACAUUGAACAGAAACAUUGAACACGUUGAAUCAUUAGUUAUGCCGUGUAAUGCUGCUUCACCAUUUCUAUUAUCAACAAUCAAUAAUUCAACGGCUAUCAUGUCCACAUUACCAAUUAACACAGGUCAGAUUGAAGAAUCAACUGGAAUAAUUGGUAAUACAUUGCAUACUAUGUAUUCAAAGGAUAUUCGUGAUAUAUCUUCGGUAAAAGAUGCAUAUCUCACUACAAUAUCAAAUAAUUUUUUAACUUCAGAAUUAGAUAUCAAAGGAAAUAAUGCAUUAUUGACCUAUGGAAAAGUAUCCAGUGCUUUUCCACAAUUAUGUCAACAUCAUGAACGUCUAUUGGCACAACACUAUGAACAACCAGUAGUUGAAAUAACAAAAACUACUACUACUACUACUAUUACUACAACCACAUUAACAACAAUAGCAGAGACAAUGAAACGUAAUCGUAAUUUUGGCAGUGUUCCACGUUUAAAACAAACACAUACUGAUUUCCAUACAUUGUUCCCUAGUAGUAUACCAAGGAUGCUGGAGUCAACAGAACAACAAACAUCACACACACUAAUGAUGGAUGAUAUUAAUACUGUACAACCACAAAUGAUCACUGAAGCAGUUUGUUCACAACAGUAUAGAUCAUUAGCUGGUCAAAGUACAGCAACAGCUGCUGUGAUGGCAGCUGCUGCAGCUGCAGUCGCUGCACAAGCCAGUUCUUUGUCGAAAGCAGUCAAUUCAUCAAUAACAUUGGAUGCAUUUGAUUUAACUAAUCCAACAACAUCAAGUCCGUUAUUAUUUGUAAAUGAACAAAAAAUUAUUGAACCUGUGACAUUGAAUGAUAACAAGUUUUCUGAUUCAAAACUGUCAAUUAAUCACAAAGUAAUCAAUAUAGUUCAUCUUGAAUGAGACACGAUUGUUCAG